Toxoplasma gondii ME49 is the source of this 3681-nucleotide messenger RNA. RefSeq names its product origin recognition complex subunit 2 protein. The transcript is spliced from 12 exons. Bases 679 to 3333 code for a protein of 884 amino acids. Gene Ontology annotation, biological process: DNA replication. Gene Ontology annotation, cellular component: nucleus; nuclear origin of replication recognition complex. The record is from RefSeq and is a predicted model, not a curated record. Gene Ontology annotation, molecular function: DNA replication origin binding. NCBI's taxonomy places the organism in Eukaryota, Apicomplexa, Conoidasida, Eucoccidiorida, Sarcocystidae.
GUCGGGUAUUCGUUUCUCUGCUUUUCUCUCUCUUCUAAAGAAGGCAAGAGAGACAGAGAGAGCUCCGGACAUGGACCGUGAGGAGCGCCGGAACGCAAAUGCAUCCGCACACACACUCGUGAGGCACAGAGUCGCCCGCGGCCUCAAGAUUCUCCCGCAAGGUUUUCUACGUCUCCAGCUGUCUGCAACCGGUUGGAAGAGAGCGAGGAUAUUCCGGCCGCUCCCAGACGUUGACGUUCUCGCUUUCCGUCCAUCUUGGAGCUCGUUUCUUCUGUCUCUCCGCCGCCGCCUUCGAAGCAGGACCUCCACGCCGGAACAUGUCUUGAUCAUGUCUGCGGUUCUCCGUAUGCAGGUGCCUGUCCAUGCAUGUGAUUAUUUUUUCCUUGUGGAGAUCUCCGCCUGCGCAUGUCGUCUCGACACUUGACUCUCUGCCUUUGGGAAGGUUAUGCUGGGACUCAGAGCUGCGCAGAAGAAAGGACCUCUCGUACCUCCGUAGGAGGUCAUACUCCUGCGUCCUCUCCCUCUCUCUUCUUCGCACUUGUGUUCUUCUGCUUGCUCACCCUCUCGCUCUCUCUUUUGGUCUUGUUGUGCUCUCUCUCCUUCGUGCAGUCUGCCCUCUCUUCAUCUCUCCUGUUCCCUUCGUUGUUUUCCUUUCCGCGGCCAAACCUUUUGUGAAAGAUGGCGUCUUUCUCGGGGGGCGCGGGCGUUCGCGAGCGACCUGGCGCCUCGGCACCGCGCGCCUCGAGUUUGGCGGGACCGUCCGUGAGUGCCUCGUCGCCGUCCCUCCCCUGCAGCUCCGGACGGCCGAGUUGGACUGGCUCGACGGGAGACCGCGGCCGCCAUUCCUCGCAGCAGGCGCUCUCCGUCAGUCCUUCUCUCCUUCCGUCUUCUUCCUGGGAGGCGCUGCUGGAGCGCCGCCAGCAGGAGCAGCUGCAGGCGGCGCACGAUAGGGAGCUGAUCAUUGCGCAGGAGGCCGUCAAGACCGAGGUCGACAGACGCCUCCAGGAGAUGAGGGAGGAAGGACGCAUCGAAAAGGAAGAAGUCUUGAGUGACGGCGAAGAAGAAUGGCUCUGCACCCAGUUCACUGGAUUCGAACGCACCCUUCUCCGGCAAACUGUCCGCUCCUACCCCACUGCCCCUGCCUCACUCUCUUCUCUCUCUUCUUCCCUUUCUUCUUCUGCUAUUCAAAGUUGCCAGAGUCCGUCGCCGAGAAGGCGGAGAGGCGAGAGCGACCGGAGUGGAGAGGCGCACACCCUCUCAAGCAAGACGGCUCCAAACACCAGAUUCUCUCCCGCGACUCGGGCGUCGACAAAGUCGUCUUCGUCAGGGAGUGCGCCCCGCGCAGGACUUCAAGAGGCUUCCGCGAACGGCGCGGUCUGGAGUCUCCUCCUGCCCUUCUCGCACUGGCUAGGUGUCUCUUGGGCUCCAGCGCCGAUGCCGCCGACCUCGGGGGGCUCAAGCUCGCUUCUCGUCCCCCAGGUGCACCGCAAGAAAGCGCAGCCUCGCCGGCCGCCUCCCCCCUCUUCUCCGCCCCCCUCUUCUCCAUCCCCCUCUUCUCUCGCUGUACCCUUUUCUGUCUGCUUCUCGGCUGCCGCGAAGCUCUUCGAGAGGCGCAGGCGCGUCCGGCAAAGAGAGAAGGCCUUUCUUCAGGAGCAAGAGAAGCGCGACGAAGAACUGCGCGCCAAAGUGUUCGACCGCACGAGGAAACGAAAAAGGACGUCGAGGAACGCCAGCGGCUCUUGCAGGCGAGGCUGCGACGCCGUUGCUCUCCCAGGCGAGGAAGAAAGCAGCUGCAGCGAGGACGAAGAAAUGGAAGGAGAGGCGUCGAGGAAGACCGACGCGAGAGACGAAAAAUCCCGCAGUGCCCUCGAGGAAGCUUCGGAUGGGGUGUCUGUACACCCAGACACCGCGACAGCGCAGAAGGCGGACUGCACGCGUUUGAUGUCUUUCGACUAUCUUUCCUGUCCGCUGAUGUCGUCGCUUUCUGACGAGAAGCUGCCGCGUUCGCUGCUUCGCUUUCUGCGUCGUCGUGGCGAAAAAGGCCAGAAGAAAGGAGACGAGAGCGAAGAAGCCGACAGAGAAGUCUGCCCGACGAGAGGCGGUGUAUGCACACCCCAUGGCUCUCGAACCUUUGCGCUCGAGGGCGGCGGCAAGAAAGUGGAGGAGACGCCCGAAGACUCGGAAGACGACACAGCUGCUGCGGUGCCGCUCUUGACGCGGCGCGUCCACCAGCGCAUGUCGCAACUUCCAUGUUCGAACGCGAAGGCGAAAAACAAUUUGCUACACUACCUGUUGGCGGCGCACAGCCUGGAAUGGAAGGCGGCGCUUCUGUCAGGCUACUCGGUUCUUGUUGAAGGUUUCGGCAGCAAGAAGCUGCUUCUCGACCGCUUUGCUCACCAGGCCUUGAGAGACGGCGUUUGCUGCGUUGUCGAGGGAUACCGCCGGGAGGUGCGCCUGCAGCACUGUCUCUCGGAUCUUCUUGUCUUUCUUACAAAUUCUUCAUCCAAGGCGCUCGCCUCCCCUCACACCCGCCAGGCCUCUGCGGCCGCGAGUCAGGGGGGCGUAGCUCUUGUCUCGCCAGCGGCUGCUGCCAGCAAGGGAGAGGGCGAAGCCGCGAGCAAAAGAUCAAGUCCCUUUCUGUCUCUAGAGAAACUCGUAAAGGAAGUGAAAGCACUCGCGAAACAACUGUCUGUUCCCCUCUACUUCGUCGUACACAACAUCGACGCACCUCCGCUCCGAGGCGAGGCCUGUCGAGCCUUCGCCUCGCUGGCUGCCUGCAGCAACAUCUACUUGAUUGGAAGCGCCGAUCACCACAUGCACGGUCUACUGUUCGACGGAGCCGAGUUGAGGAGCCUCAGUUGUCUCUACUAUCGAUGCCACACCUACAUGGACUACAGGGAAGAAGUCCUAGGGCACUGGGGAUCGACGGGUCUCUUCAUGCCUCUCUGGCUGCGGAACUGUGCGGGAGCCGGAGGCUUCGCGUCGAGCGAUGGAGGCGCAGGCGGCGUAUGGGGGAGUGGCGUAAACUUUGCCGCGGUUGUCGCUGCUCUUACGACCAACCACAAACGUCUCCUCAAAUGCGUUGCGGAGCGGCAGUUGGAGCAGCUGAAGCGCGGGGAAGGACGCGCUGUGUCCCUCGAGGCUCUCAGUGACCCUCUUUUUGCGAUGGCUGGAAACCUCGACAGAACGAAAAUUCUGCAACUUCUCGUCGAACUCACCAGUCACGGCGCUGCCGUCAAGACAGCCGUUGGCGGCCAAGAAGCUCUCUCGAUCCGAGCCACUCCGGCUCAACUCGAGCAGCUCCUCGCCAUUCUCGAGCAGUACGGCAUCUGAAGGAACCAAAUUGUGGCAGUCAUCUGUCUGUCAUCAAGCACAGCAUUGUAUGCUUAUCUCUUUUUACACAGAGAUGUGCAUCUCGCCUUCAACUUUACUCACUUCCCUUCUCCCCGAUAUCUGGUGUCACCCUCGUUUGCCCAGUUUCCAGCUUUGCGUGAAUAGGCGUCUCCAGUCUUCACGAGUUUGAGGCAUGCGGGCGUAUGCUCAUUACCGAUUGCCUUUGUAAGUGCACAAAGAUGUAGGCCUUUCUUUGGUACGGGUGUUCGGUUAACCCCGUGGACGUAUUUACGGGUGAGUGAGAUUGCAUGAGAGUCAUUUUCUGUCGUGGACAUUCUUGUACGAAAG